Molecule: messenger RNA, 748 nt
Organism: Telopea speciosissima
Lineage: Eukaryota; Viridiplantae; Streptophyta; Magnoliopsida; Proteales; Proteaceae
Product: DNA-directed RNA polymerase III subunit RPC7-like
Exons: 8
Coding region: 32-661 (209 amino acids)
Biological process (GO): transcription by RNA polymerase III
Cellular component (GO): RNA polymerase III complex
Source: RefSeq, a predicted model, not a curated record
AUUUGUUUUUAAUUAGCUUUGCUUCACAGAAAUGGCAUUUAGAGGACGUGGACGUGGACGUGGUGGCUAUGGAGGUGGAGGUGGAGCUGCUUCUUUUGCAGUUCAAGAGCCUCACAUCCUUUUCCCUGAAAAUGUUGAAUUACCUGAUGUUAAUGGUGUGAUAGAGGAGAAGACCUUGGUCUAUUGGAAUAUGAGGUUGCUUAAUUAUUGGAAAUCGUCUCCUUAUUAUAUUGAAGAGGCAGCCCAUUCAAGAAGCCAAGAAGCAGACAUAGAACGGUAUUCUGACAGGGGCAAGCUUACUAAAACAAUGAGGCGUCCUCCUCUAUCACAGCAUUUAAAGCUUAGUUCUGCUUAUUUCCCUCUGGAACUUAUCCAAGGUAAAAGUCGAGCGCAGCAUGACCAUAAGAAAGUGCGAUGGAAUCCAGAAGCAGACUCACAGAAGUUAGAUAUCUUUGAGAAGCUAGAGCAGAAAUUCCAGGAUAAAGAUGAGAAAGGUGGGAAGGAAAAGAAUGAAGACGAAAAUGAGGAUGAAGAUGAACGAAUAGAAGAGGAAGAUGAAGAUUUUAGUGAUCCUGACGACUAUGAACAGAAUGUUGAUUUUGAUGAUGAUGAGGAUGAUUUUAACAUGGAUGACGGCAAUGAUGAUGAGGCAAUCUAUUAGUUGCAUGGCUGCCUUAGUUUUUUAUUUGUACAGCUUGGACAUGGGCAAGUUUUGGGACUCCCUCAACAGAAAGUGAAGCCAGAAGGG